Protopolystoma xenopodis is the source of this 243-nucleotide messenger RNA. NCBI's taxonomy places the organism in Eukaryota, Metazoa, Platyhelminthes, Monogenea, Polystomatidea, Polystomatidae. The record is from the annotation of a GenBank genome assembly.
AUGGAGGUGUGGAUGUUUCGAGGGUUUCUGUGCUGGUUGAAUGAGUGCUGGGAGUUGGGCGAGGUUUGGAAGCGGGCUAGUGUGUGUCUGUGCUCUUCUCACGUAUGUGCAGGCAGGACAUUGACAGUCGGUGGUGCUGCGCAACGUGAUUUGGCGAUGCCUUCAAGAGGCAAUGCAUCUGCUGGCGUAUGUGGAAAUACUGGUUUCGACGAAUGCCUUGAGAGGAGUAGAAGGAAUUCGUAA